GCAACAACUUUCAAUUUCAACGAAUUGCACGAAAUUGUGUUUAAAAAACUGAAAUUAUGGCUGAUGCUGACAAUUUAGAUGCCUUGUCCAAUGCCGAGUUGCGGGCGCAGAUGCUGGCCCAAGGAUUGCCCAAUAUACCGGUGACAGACAGCAGCCGCAAAGUGUUGGUAAAACGUUUGCGUGCCUCACUUGGCGGCAAUUCUCCGCUGCCGUCAAGCCCAAAAAAAGCUUCGAGUCGCCGUGAAACGAUGCAGCCGGCAGCGACUGCUGCUGCUGCUGUCGCUGCUGCAGCUCCUGUGUCUGGCGAUAAGCGAGAUGGCGCCACAUCUUCCAAGGCACGCCGCACAAUUGCCGCCACGCCCAGCGACACCAAAGAGGCGGAACGUCGUCGCAAGCCGGAAACUGUUGCAGCUCUGCCACGGCUGCCAGAGGCGACUGUAGCCAAACCAGUUGCCGCGACUGCUGCAGUGUCUGCACCCAAGGCAGCUGCUCCCAUACAGACGCGUCGCGUGUCCAACACGGAGCAUCGCGAGCUGAUGAUUAAGAAGCCGGAAACAACAGUUGCUGAGAGGGCAACAACAACAACAGCAGCAGUGGCUAAACAACGCAGUCCGGAAAACGUGUUGGAAGUCAACUCCUUGAUCAUACUGGAGUCCGAUGAGGAAGAGGACGAGCAACUGGCUCGGGCUGUCCAGAACGCCGAGGAUCAAGCCAGGCAAACAGUCCACAACCAGUUUAUCAGUCAAUAUGCUGGCAAUCCACUGCAUCGCGCUACAGAGUCCAUUCAGGACUCGCAACGUCGUGCCCUGAUCUAUGAGACAUCCAGUCUUACCCGUGCUCCUCCAGCUAUUAGCCAGGUUCCUACACUUAGCCGUGCUCCUGCUGCUCGCACCCAACUGGGUGGCUACGACUAUUCCAGCGCCAGUCGCAGCGGUCGCUAUACCAGCUAUGUGAGCUCGCCAUCCACAGCCACAUCCUCGUCAAUUGGUGCCAACUAUCGCCGCUCUCCGCCGCGCACCUAUGCCAACGAGUUUAGCGAUGACACCGCCGAGGAUGAGGAGCCUGCUCCAUCGCAGGGCGUCAAAUUCGAGAGCGAUUUCGCUCGCAAAUUGGCGACUUUGCGCGCCGAGCGUAUUGGCGAUCGCAGUAGCCCCUUCAAUAGACGUUCCAUUACUCGCACUGGCACCGGUUCCGGCUCCGGCUCCGGCUAUGAGCCCGUUGCCCGUCGCUCGCUACGGCCGGAGGAUGUGCCCGUGUCUGUUGCUUUUAAUCGCUGGAUCCAGAGCCUUGAUCGAACCUACAAUCUCAAGUCCAAGCUGUUCAUAUUGUUUGUGCUCAUACUCUUAUACUUUGUUUAUAAGUACUUUAACUAAAGAACUUAUAAAUGCGGCUGUGCCAUAAAGCAAAACACAUCAACAUAAACAAUAGAUUAGAAAAUAAUACUCGAAUUUGUAAGCAAUUUGCUGUUAGUAUACAUACACACAUAUAUAAAUAGAUAUAGUAUUCUGUCUGUACUUUGUAACAACAACAACAACUGUAAGUCGUAUGUUUUAAAUUUGUAAUUCGGUUGUGUUAGUUUCACUUUGUUUCAAGUUCAAAUAAAGCGCAUUUGUAGCUAAACUA
Drosophila innubila is the source of this 1623-nucleotide messenger RNA. Its product is annotated as otefin. The transcript has a single exon. Lineage: Eukaryota; Metazoa; Arthropoda; Insecta; Diptera; Drosophilidae. The record is from RefSeq and is a predicted model, not a curated record. The coding region runs from base 57 to 1373 and encodes 438 amino acids.